AUGCCUCUCUGCGAUGCAGAAAUCAGGCACCUUAUACACGCCGGCAAGCUCCUGAGUCAACGGGUGCCACCACUGACCGCAGAGGAGACGGCCUGGCUCGACAAGACGCGCCGCGAGAACGAACGGUUCUUCACGGUCCCUGCUGACUCCCAAACCGCCAGCGACGCGGCCAACGCAAACCCCAUGGUCAGGCUCGACUUCACCGCCAUCCCCAUCAAGGACGCCUACGCGAGAGAGCUCCUCGCCAUCCGCCAGAAGCGGAGCUGGACUGAGGACGAGUCGGGGUGGUUCGCCGUCGCCCGCGGCCAGCUCGACAACAUCCGAGACAGCCCCAGACACAUCGGCGCGCCGUCGUCAUCGUCGGCGUCAUCGUCGUCAUCAUUGCCAGCGGCAAACAUUACAAGCAUCACCAACUUCACCUUGCCGACGGACCCGGGUGCCCUCACGCCCACCCGAAACGCCAUCGCCCACGCGGACCUGCAGAGGCAGUGGUGCAUGGAAGAAGACAAGUCUGUCGUCGCCGCCACCGAACCUCCUCCUGCUGCUACUUCAGCCAUCGACCCGCCACCACCGCCGCCGAGCGUGCAUACCGCACCCGAGACACCUCGUUCCAAGAACAGACGUGGCUAUACCAGGUCGUCCUCAGUUGUCUCUACAUUGCAGGCUGCUGCGCCAGUCACAGCCGGCCGGCCGCCCGUCCGUCCUUCCGCUCUUUCUCGUUCCAUCUUUAGUCGUGCUACUCCUUCUCAUCCACCGCAAAACGCCGCUGUUGAUGCCGCUGCCAUUGCCGGCUUCUCUCGAGUCUCGACCGAGUUGCUCCAGAAGUACGAAGAAUACUCCGAUGAAUACAAGAAGCUUCAACCGUCGGUUUCGAGGUAUAUCGAGCUCGAAGGCCUCAUGAGGGAGCUAGAAGUCAAGAUGUACGCCAACUUGUAG
This is a messenger RNA of Colletotrichum navitas, 936 nucleotides long. RefSeq lists its product as uncharacterized. The transcript has a single exon. The record is from RefSeq and is a predicted model, not a curated record. Bases 1 to 936 code for a protein of 311 amino acids. Lineage: Eukaryota; Fungi; Ascomycota; Sordariomycetes; Glomerellales; Glomerellaceae.